Molecule: messenger RNA, 1545 nt
Organism: Cyclocybe aegerita
Lineage: Eukaryota; Fungi; Basidiomycota; Agaricomycetes; Agaricales; Hemipholiotaceae
Source: the annotation of a GenBank genome assembly
AUGUUCGAUACGACAGUCUUGGGAUCCUGGAGCGUUAUUCUCUCAGCGGGAGUGGUGGUUUUGACCGGACUUGUUCUCUCGCAACGACGAGGAAACCUGCCCCCCGGACCGAGAGGGUUGCCUAUCAUCGGUAACCUUCUUAACGUCCCGCUCAAGCACCCAUGGCGGGUCUACGCUCGAUGGGCCCAGAAGUAUCAGUCCGACAUUCUUUCACUGAGAAUCCCAGGAGCCACCCUCAUCAUCCUCAACAAAGGCAGCAUCGUAAAUGAUCUCUUCUCGAAACGUGCCCUCAUCUACUCGGACCGACCGCAGUCGACUUUGUUCGAAAUGAUGGGCGUCUCGCGUCUAAUCGUGUUCCAGAACUAUGGCGAAAAGUGGAAAAGCUACCGUAGGACCUUCAAGCAUGACUUCGAGGCAGAGACCAACUCUGCGAGUCGAUCUCAUGAAUUGGCCGCCUCUCGUCGUCUGCUCCGUCGUCUUUUGAAGACCAAGAACCACGAGAAGGAACUUCGUCUAACUGCUGGCGAUGCCAUCCUCUCAGUCACAUAUGGCCUUUCACCAAGCGGCGAAGACGACUCUUAUGUCGCUCUUGCGGAUGAGACCAUGACUCUGCUCGCCGAUGUUGGGCGUGGUGGAUUCAUCGUCGAUGCUCUGCCUAUCCUCAAGCUUCUUCCUUCCUGGUUCCCCGGUGCAGGCUUCAAGGACAAAGUUGCCAGAGGGGCCAAGCUCGUCGAUACAGCCAUCCGCACCCCCUUCGAAACCGUAAAGGCAGAAAUGGCUACAGGCAACUUCAAAUCCUCCGUCGCGUCUCGCUAUCUCGCGUCCCUGGACGACUUCACCAACACGCCUGACAAGCUCGUCGACGACAUGCGCAACGUCCUCGGCAUCGCCUACCUCGGAGGUGCCGACACGACCGUUGCUCAGCUCUGCUCCUUCACCCUCGCCAUGCUGCUCUACCCCGAAGUCCAGAAGAAGGCACAAAAAGAGCUCGAUGCCGUCCUCCACGGCAGGUUCCCCGACUUUGGCGACUACGGCAAGAUUCCUUAUAUCGAGGCCAUCGUCCAUGAGGUGCUGCGCUGGAACCCGAUGACCCCACUCGGCGUGUUCCAUGUGCUUAACCAGGACGACUCGUAUGAGGGAUACGUGUUCCCCAAGGGAUCGAUUUGCGUUGCGAACGUGUGGGCCAUUCUGCACGAUGAGGAGCUGUAUGGACCGAAGCCCGACGAGUUCAUCCCUGAACGGUUCUUGAACAAGGAUGGGACGAUCAACCCCAAGCGUGCAGACACCGACGCAGCCUUUGGUUUCGGGCGGAGGAUAUGCCCUGGUCGAGUUAUCGCCCGCGAGUUUGUCUGGAUUGCCGUCGCUCACCUCCUCACUGCCUACGACAUCGUCGACGGUACGGAUAAGGAUGGCAAGCCACUCGACCGCGCCAAGAUCGAGUACACGAGCGAGAUGAUUAGUUUCGCGCCUCACGUCAACUGCACCUUCCGUCUUCGGCCCGGUGUUACUGAGGGUAUGAUUCACGAUGCGAUUGAGGCUCUGUGA